Molecule: messenger RNA, 1027 nt
Organism: Cannabis sativa
Lineage: Eukaryota; Viridiplantae; Streptophyta; Magnoliopsida; Rosales; Cannabaceae
Product: PRA1 family protein B4
Exons: 1
Coding region: 124-816 (230 amino acids)
Biological process (GO): vesicle-mediated transport
Cellular component (GO): endoplasmic reticulum; Golgi apparatus
Source: RefSeq, a predicted model, not a curated record
UUUUCAUAUUAAAAAAUAAAUAAAUAUUUAUUUCCAUCGUCUUCUUCCUUGAAAAAUCACGCGUUUUGAAUCUCUCUCUUUAUAAAAACCCCAUUCGAGAAAAGAUCGAAUUUUUAUCCAACAAUGGCGUCUUCAUCUCCACCAGUGCUUCCGAUCUCAAAUUCUCAGCCUCCAGUUGUCGCUGUUUCUUCCGCUUCCAGUGGUGGUUCGGCUCAAUCUCAAGCACCGAUCUCAACCCCUGCUGUCCGUACAUUCAUAAACCACAUUUCCGAAAAUGUUCGCAACGGACUCUCUCAGCGUAGGCCGUGGGCGGAGCUUUUCGAUCGGUCUGCUUUCGCCAAGCCGGAAUCGGUCUCCGAUGCUACUCUACGAAUCCGCAAGAACUACUCUUACUUCCGAGUCAAUUACAUGGCUGUCGUAGCUGGUAUCCUCGCCGUGUCUUUGCUUACAAAUCCGAUGUCCUUGCUUGUUCUUCUCGGUCUCCUCUGUUCUUGGCUUUUUCUUUACCUAUUUCGUCCAUCGGAUCAGCCUCUCGUCCUCUUUGGCCGUACAUUUUCUGAUACCCAGACUCUCUGGGGUUUGAUCGGGCUCAGCGUCUUCGUCGUUUUCCUCACCAGUGUCGGAUCCCUCCUGAUCUCUGCUCUCAUGAUCGGAUUCGCUGUAGUUUUCGCUCACGGUGCAUUUAGGGUUCCCGAGGAUCUUUUCUUGGAUGAACAGGAGAAUAAUCCAGCUACUGGAUUUCUAUCUUUCCUUAGCGGAGCCGCAUCUAAUGCCGCAGCCGCCGCUGGUCCUGCCGUCGUUGCAGCUCGGGUCUGAGAAGACCGCGUUUGGGUAAUACGUAUAUAGAAAAUUUCGUUUCACUGUUCAUUUUAAAAAGAAUUUAACUUUUGGUAGAAACAAUAAAGUUAAAAUUAUAGUAAUGGAUUUUGUAUGGAUCUAUGUUAUACAAGUUCGGAACUUUUUGAAUCUGGAUCUAGUUUUUUCCUUUCUUUUAUGGAUUUGAUAAUAUGAUACAUUUCAUUUGUAA